Molecule: messenger RNA, 2407 nt
Organism: Danio aesculapii
Lineage: Eukaryota; Metazoa; Chordata; Actinopteri; Cypriniformes; Danionidae
Gene: cckbrb
Product: cholecystokinin B receptor b
Exons: 5
Coding region: 19-1347 (442 amino acids)
Biological process (GO): neuropeptide signaling pathway
Cellular component (GO): membrane
Molecular function (GO): gastrin receptor activity; neuropeptide receptor activity
Source: RefSeq, a predicted model, not a curated record
GUUGUGGUCAAGUCCGAAAUGGAUUUACAAUUGCUAAAUGACACGGGGAUUUGGGCAUGUCUUCAGGUGCACAACGUCUCGAUUCUGAACAGGAGCUCAAACGGGAGUCUGGAGCUUCCCAACGGCACCUGCGAAGACGCGCUUCUGUUGCCCAAGAUUGAGCCGGCGCGAGCUAAAGAGAUGGAUUCUCUGCGCAUCCUGCUCUACUGUCUGAUUUUCCUGCUGAGUGUGUUUGGGAAUCUGCUUAUCAUAGUGGUGCUGAUGGUGAAUAAGCGAAUGCGGACGGUGACCAACUCGUUCCUGCUCUCUCUGGCCAUUAGUGACCUGAUGAUGGCUGUGGUCUGCAUGCCCUUCACUCUCAUUCCCAACCUGAUGGGGGACUUCAUCUUUGGAGCUGCCAUGUGCAAGAUUGUGGCCUAUCUUAUGGGAAUCUCUGUAUGUAUAUCUACCUUCAGUCUGGUGGCUAUAGCCAUUGAGAGGUACAGUGCUAUUUGCAACCCGCUCAAGUCACGAGCCUGGCAGACUCGAUCCCACGCCUACAAAGUCAUCGCUUCAACCUGGGUUCUGUCCUUCCUCAUUAUGACGCCAUAUCCUAUCUUCAGCACCUUGGUGGAGUUCACCAAAAACAACAACAUCACUGGUCACAUGUGUCGUCAUGACUGGAAGAAUAGUGAGGUGGAGAAGACAUGGUGCAUCCUCUUGCUGUUUGUUCUGUUCUUUAUCCCUGGAGUCGUAAUGAUCAUCGCUUACGGGCUCAUCUCUCGAGAGCUUUACCGUGGAAUACAGUUUGAACUGGAGCAGAAGAAGGGACAGUGUGGAAUGAAAAAUGGUAUAAGCGCCACUGUCUUAAUUAGCAGCGACGAUGGAGAUGGCUGCUACAUCCAGGUGUCCAAGAGACCCAACUCCAUGGAGAUGUCAGCCCUCACCCCAACAGGCUCCGCAAAGGUGGACCGACCCCGCAGCAACACAUCCGAGGCUAAACUAAUGGCCAAGAAGCGAGUGAUCCGUAUGCUGAUCGUCAUCGUUGCCAUGUUCUUCAUCUGCUGGAUGCCUCUCUACUCCGUCAACACCUGGAAAGCAUUCGACCUUGCUUCAGCCCACAGGGCUCUUUCUGGAGCCCCCAUUUCAUUCAUCCACCUGCUCUCCUACACCUCUGCCUGCGUCAAUCCCAUCAUCUACUGCUUCAUGAAUAAGCGCUUUCGAAAAGCCCUUCUUGCCACCUUCUCCUGCUGCUGUUGGCCCUGCCGCAAAAGAGGCUUCAGGGAAGGCGAUGAUGAGGUUACAGCUACUGGAGCGUCCAUGUCUAAGUUCAACUACACCACUGUCAGCACAAUGGGCCCAUGCUGAUUCUCAAAAGACUUCAGCUUGGGAAAGACGGAGCAGAAUUGGAAGUUGACACUGUUAGAGGUUACAUUGGGAAGAGUUCCAAUGGACAGACUUAGAUUGUUUAUCACCUACUUGCAGGAAAGCAAAUUACAUCCCACAUCUUCAUCGGUCAAUGUUUUAUGAUCUGUGAUUGCUUGUGCUGUUAUAUAAACACUGGGCACUUGUAUAAAUGUAAAUACUUAAGGUGGCGUCCCACAAGCUGGCCCAAGACUACUUGUUAGGGUCUCUUCUGCCGAAGGUCUGUUAUUUUAUCCUCUUUAAGCAAAAGGGAGACUAAACAUUUUUCUCAGACUUGUGGUGAAGAAGAACUCCAAAGAUCAUUCAUUUUAACAACUACUAUGAAUAACAAUCUGAGUCUGAAGUACAGUACGUGGCUCAGAGUUCACUGAAGAUAAUUACGGAAAGAACAGAGUAAGAAGCAGCUCACUGGUCGGCGUUAUCGACUGAAACAUAAUGUAAAACUGGCGAGAUGUUGUCAGAGUCAGCAAGAUCAUCAAACUCAGCAGGAAGCAGAGUUUUUGGCGCUGUUAGUGCACACUGAGUGCCCUCCCUGCUAUGAUUGUCAAACUACAGUAUGUAAAUGGCUAGUGGAAUGCCAGCCUUACACUUUGUGUUAAGUUAUACUUUGCAGUUUUAAGUGCCUGCAUAGUGUUUAAAAUCUUUUUCUGUGGUCAAGGUUUUUUUUUUUUGUUAUGGUGAUUGUCACAGCAGGAGAGAUUAACUAAAAGAUUUCAUCAAAAAGCUAUACAGCAGCUCUCUAAAUCUGAGCCAACAGGCUUAUACAGUAGUAAAACUCACAGUAUUCUACUGUAUUAUAAAAACCCAAUACAAUGACACAAUGCUGGACAGCACAAAGAUUUUUAUUGGGCUUAAGAGGAUUUGUUCUGUCCUUCAUGGCCUUCACAGUGCGUGGUUCAUCUUCUUGAGUGGCGGUAAAUGCAGGUAACCUCCACUGAAUGUGAAGCCUAGACUCCGAGAUCUGUCAUAAUGUUACAGACUGAUUUAUGGCUGCUUUUACAUA